Molecule: messenger RNA, 327 nt
Organism: Gongylonema pulchrum
Lineage: Eukaryota; Metazoa; Nematoda; Chromadorea; Rhabditida; Gongylonematidae
Source: the annotation of a GenBank genome assembly
AUGGAAUUUUGCCAGCUCUUGCAUAAUUGGCAAGUAGCGGUACUAUCAGGCUUGAAUUUGGAGGAGUUCUCGAUAAACUCAAAGAUUGGUGGAGAAAAGAAGAGAUCUGUAAAUUUUCGAUUGCAGAGUGGGAAACCACCGGCUGAACUGUUGAACGAAUUGAUGGUUCGUGAUUUGGAGCGUUUCGCUACUUUCGAUGUGCUAACAAUUCAUACGUUACAAGGUUCUCGGGCUGAUAUAUUCAAGCUCCGUCAGUAUGUCUAUGUACACAGCACACAGACCCAUUUUGUCAAGGUAAACUUCACUUCUGAUAUCAAUCGAUCCUGA